AUCAAACCCCGUUUCGACCUUCGCGUUCUCUAUCGCUCCCUUAUUCCCGCUCCCCCACUGGGACCGAGCCCAACCGGCGAUGCUCCGACACCACCCCGCCCGGCGGCGCCACGCCUACGGCCCCCAGCUUUGCGCCGCCUCCGCUGCCCUCCUCAUCCUCCUGUCCCUCUUCGUCCUCCACUCCCGCCUCUCCUCCUCCCCCUUCCCCCUCGGCCUCGGCCUCCGCUCCGUCCUCCCCGGCGGCUCCGACCAUUCCUCCUCCUCCGAUCGCGCCCCCCUCUUCGAUGACGCCGACAACGACGCCUUCGAUGGCGCCGCCGACGACCGCAUCGACGAGCUCGACGUCCUUGACGAAGACGACGACCAGCAGCGCCGCCGCUCCGCCGGGGAGGAGGACGAGAUCCUCCGCGCUUUCGGUGCGGGCCUCGACGACGACGGCGACUCCGACGAGGCGGACCUCCCCCGGACCCCCCGAUCCGGCCUCUUCUGGGACCACGCCCUCGGCGUGGCCCGCCAGUCCUUCGGCAAGCCGGAUCCCCACCGUCCCUACGAUCCGUGGGGAGACGACGCCCCGCCGGAGGAGCUCCGGCCGUCCGACCGGAGCAAAAUCGCGUUCGGAUCGGAUGACCAGCCGGUGGAUGAGGAUCUCCGGCUGAAGAUGGACUCGAUCCGGAGGAUCGAAGAUGCCCUAUUGCUCAAGGCGAGCUCCGGCGGCGGCGGCGGCGGUGAGUCCCCACUCCGGGAGGGGUGGGCGCGAUGGUUGGAGGGGAAGGGAGAUUUUCUACGGCGAGACAAGAUGCUCCGAUCGAACCUCGAGCUGUUGAAUCCCAAGAACCAUCCUUUGCUCCAGGAUCCAGACGGGUUGGGACUUACAGUCCUCACCAAAGGGGAUAAAAUGAUGCAGAGAAUGCUCUUAACGGAGAUGGAGAAGAGUCCUUUUGGAAAGGGUGGAGGCAUGGAAACUAAUAAGGGAGCAGAGAGGAAAACUCUUCAUUUGGAGGCGAAGAAGAGGCCGCAAAGGGUUCCAGAGGGACGGAGAAGGAGGACUGCUUUGAAGGAGGACCAGCAUUAUGCUGAUGGUCGGCGAUGGGGGUACUUUCCAGGAUUGGACCCAAAUUUGACGUUCUCUGAGUUCAUGGAUCAGUUUCUCCGGAGUGGAAGAUGUUCAAUGAGGGUUUUUAUGGUGUGGAACAGCCCACCUUGGACGUAUGGCAUCCGGCACCAGAGGGGGCUGGAGAGUCUUCUGCAUCACCACAGGGAUGCUUGUGUUGUGGUGUUCUCGGAAACAAUGGAACUGGAUUUCUUCAGAGAGUUUGUUAAAGAUGGAUUCAAAAUUGCAGUUGCUAUGCCAAAUCUCGAUGAACUUUUGAAGGAUACUCCAACCCAUAUUUUUGCUUCUGUCUGGUUUGAAUGGAGGAAGACAAAACACUAUCCAAUCCAUUAUAGUGAGCUAAUACGUCUUGCUGCUCUGUACAAAUAUGGUGGUAUAUACCUUGAUUCUGACAUUCUAGUUCUAAACCCUUUACAUUCACUUGAAAAUUCUGUCGGUGUUGAGCAUCAAGCAGCUGGGAUUUCAAUCUUUAAUGGUGCAGUGAUGGCUUUCAGAAAGCACAGUCCUUUUGUGAUCGAGUGCCUGAGAGAGUUUUAUUCAACUUAUAAUGAUACCCUUUUAAGGUGGAAUGGAGCUGACCUCCUGACAAGAGUGAUAAACAAGUUCUCUGCAGCUAAAUCAUACAGACAGCUGGACAUAAAGAUGGAACCUCCUUUUAAAUUUUUCCCAAUAAGUUCCAUGAAUAUCACAAGGUAUUUCAUGGCACCAACUGAUGAUUCUGAGAGAGCCCAGCAAGAUGCUCUCCUUACAAGGAUGCUGAAUGAAUCAAUCACAUUUCAUUUCUGGAAUGGCUUAACUUCUGCACUAGUUCCGGAACCAAACAGCAUUGUGGAAAGGCUUCUAAACCAUUACUGCCUCCGUUGUUUUGAUGUGUUUUGACUUUUAGUGGACAACCCGAUGUUCGACCUCAUUUUGCUUUAGCACAAGCAGCUGUCCAUUAUAAAUAACAUACGCAAAAUGAAGUUGUUCCCUCGGUGCUGAAAUCAGAGUAGUGGGUUUGAAACAUGAAAAUCAGUGGGCAGUUCUCUCUUCGAAUUGCUGAACCAAGGAACUCAAAGGCAGCAUGUUAGGUGAAAUUGAGGAAAUCAGUGGUUCGGCACUUGGCACCAGUUGGUGGAAGAAGUCGAAAAAGAUCGAGGAAUUAUAGUGUAUCAUAGUUUAUCCUAAUCAAAGAAGCUCUUGGCUUGAUCCUGAUGAAAGUCAACCAGAGAAAACUGCCAACAGGAAACGUGUCAGCUGAAUAAGGUAUUGGAUGUGAUAGGCUACUUGCCCGGUUAGGUUCAAGAGGAAGUUGGUGAAGCGUCAUGCUAACCAGUCUUUUGUCUGAUUUGUUAACUGCUAUAGAGUUGUGCUAUGACUCUAUGCCCAACUAGAAAAGUAGAUGACUUGUAGUCUUAUUCUAUUGGAUAGUCCUGGGUUGGUUGGCUUUCUUAUAAAUAUAUUAUUCAAGAUAUAUUCAUUUCUUUUUUAGGAGAUUUUGAGUGGAGUACAUGUUUGUAAGCUCAAAUUGGCAUACCCAAGGUUUCAUUCGUGAAUACUGAUUUGCAUACUUUGUGUCCAUUAAUAUAUCUUUAUUUUUAUAAAAAUGUUUUCAGGUUUAUGAUCA
This is a messenger RNA of Elaeis guineensis (African oil palm), 2717 nucleotides long. RefSeq lists its product as uncharacterized. The record is from RefSeq and is a predicted model, not a curated record. Lineage: Eukaryota; Viridiplantae; Streptophyta; Magnoliopsida; Arecales; Arecaceae.